AUGAAGUACGAGAACAGACAUCAACGCCAGUUGAGAAAGGCUUUCGCAGAAAAGGUCAUGAUUAGACAUGUGUACAAACACACUUUCACAGAUGAGGCAGUCCAUACUUGCAAGGAGAUCCUAUCCAACCCCGGCAUUCAAGCCGACUUGGUCGCUGAGAUCAAGAUCACCCUCGCGGAGAAUGCCAGCGAGAAGCACGCCGGCGACAAGAUCACCUGGACAAGAGAGGCUCGGGAGGUGUUGAAAGAGCUCUUGAAAGAGUCACACCCCCGAGCAGUUGCGGGCCAUGGCCACACUUUCUUGGUCCAGCUUAGCCAGCGAGCAGACGCCCUCGAGAGGGCAUUGGGCCUUGCCCCUCAAGAGGUGUCAUCAAGUAAUGUGCCCGCCGGGUUGGGAGUGGCGUCCUCUGUGGUUGCAACGGCGCAAUCACAAGAAGAGUCCACGCCGGUGAAACCGGGUGGCCCACCGGGGCUGGCCAUGGAAAAUGCGCUCGUUGAGAAGGGCAGACCAGAUGAGAGGGGCAGGAUGGCCCGGAGGCUGCUUGAGCUGGAGUCUGAGUGUACGCGGUUGCGAACAGACAACCACCACCUCAGACUCGCCCAGGGAUUGGCACGUCAUGCUCAAGGUCAGCUUGUGGCAGAGCACCAGGCUGAAGUACAAGACCUCAACGCUCUCGUCGAGGCCCGCGACAAUGAGAUCCGGGCGUUGAACGCACGACUCACCGACCAAGCCGAGACGAUCUUCCGGUUGGUCAUGGCCCAGUACCCAGAGCAUGAGAGGGAUGCUCUGUUGGCAAGACGAUGA
Molecule: messenger RNA, 804 nt
Organism: Exophiala spinifera
Lineage: Eukaryota; Fungi; Ascomycota; Eurotiomycetes; Chaetothyriales; Herpotrichiellaceae
Exons: 4
Coding region: 1-804 (267 amino acids)
Source: RefSeq, a predicted model, not a curated record